AUGAGCAAACCAAUUAGACCAACUAGCCCUACAACAUUAUUUAUACAGUUAAGUAAAGUGCUGAUUAUAUUAAUAAUUCAGAGUUUGAUUUACAACAAUUAAAUAGAUAAGGCUAUGAAAGAGAUUAAUAAAGCAUUAAAGAUUGAUCCAAAAUAUGAAGAUGCCUAACAAAUGAGAAGUUUAAUUUAUAUAAAUAUGCUUAGGAUUAAUAUAAUUUAAAAAAAUGAUAAACACAAUUGCCUACAAAUUCAUAUUUAAAUAGAGGUUUUAGAUAUUUUUAUAACAUGUAUCUCUUUUUAUAGGAAUAUGGAAUAGAUUGAUAAAGCUCUCUAAGAUUGUAAUUCUAUGAAAAAGAUAAACAAGAAUGAUGAAAAGCUUAUUUUCAUCGUGGUAUCACAUUUAUAAUUAAUAAUAAUAUGGAUUUUUUUAGGAUCAAAUGGAUUUGAUAGACCAAGCACUAUUAGAUUAUUAUACAAUAAUUGAUAUAAAUCCAGAAGAUUCAAGAGCUUAUCUAAAUAGAGGUAAUUGAUACUUUUUAAAAUAUAGGUCUAUUAAGUUGGAGAAUGAAUGAAAAGGAAAAAUCUUUAAGGGAUUGCUUAUCAGCUUUAGAAUAAUGCCCAAAUAAUUCACUUUAUCUUAAAUAGGAGAUAUAUGUUAUAAUAUGA
Molecule: messenger RNA, 665 nt
Organism: Paramecium sonneborni
Lineage: Eukaryota; Ciliophora; Oligohymenophorea; Peniculida; Parameciidae
Source: the annotation of a GenBank genome assembly